This is a messenger RNA of Sorex araneus (European shrew), 1148 nucleotides long. RefSeq lists its product as uncharacterized. The record is from RefSeq and is a predicted model, not a curated record. Lineage: Eukaryota; Metazoa; Chordata; Mammalia; Eulipotyphla; Soricidae. The transcript is spliced from 2 exons. The coding region runs from base 1 to 498 and encodes 165 amino acids.
AUGCGGGAUGUGGCGCCGACGGCCUCGGAGCCGCUCUGCCCUACCUGUCCCCGCCCUCGGCGCCGACCCGCUGGACUCUGGCACCCGCCAGGACAAGCGCGGCCGUUGCGGCCCGCCACGCGACGGCGCAUGAGCAGCUCGGCCCCAGGCCUCCGGGGCCAACGGGCCGGUUGGAAGUGGGGCCGCUCCCCGCCAGCGGGCUCUCAUGCUGGGCUCGCAGGGGCCUCCUGGUCGCGGGGACCUGGGCGAGCCCUGUGCACCUGGCUCCUGAAGUCCCGCGAGACUGGGCACCGAGUCCUCGGGAGGUGUGUCUGGACCGGGCCAGUUCUUAAAGAGUUAAGAGGGGCUGGACAGAUCCGAGCCGCGGGGGCCACUGGAGUGGGGCAGCGCCAGCCCAAAACUCCAAGUGGUCCCGGCCGCUGGAAGUCACGCCCUCGACCCACCCUCGGCGCCAUCUUCAUGCCACAAUCCACAGAGAAGCGGCAGGCAUUCUGGUGAGCAACGCGGCCUGGAAAAUGCUCCGGACCCGAGUCGGGGCCAGCAACACCGGGGGGCCGGAAGGAGGAGGUGCCGCCAGCACACCUUCUCCAGAUGGAACCCUGGCGCCACUGAGCAGCAACUAACACGGCUCCAGGAUUCGGGACUGGGACAGAUCCGAGCCGCGGGGGCCACUGGAGUGGGGCAGCGCCAGCCCAAAACUCCAAGUGGUCCCGGCCGCUGGAAGUCACGCCCUCGACCCACCCUCGGCGCCAUCUUCAUGCCACAAUCCACAGAGAAGCGGCAGGCAUUCUGGUGAGCAACGCGGCCUGGAAAAUGCUCCGGACCCGAGUCGGGGCCAGCAACACCGGGGGGCCGGAAGGAGGAGGUGCCGCCAGCACACCUUCUCCAGAUGGAACCCUGGCGCCACUGAGCAGCAACUAACACGGCUCCAGGAUUCGGGACUGGGACAGAUCCGAGCCGCGCGGCCGCUAACGCGGCCGCGCGACCUUUUCUAACACCUGAGAACAUACAAUCUUUGAAUGGAAAACUAAUUAUCAAAUGCCUCCUUAUUAGGGUUAUCUUUUUUGGGGAUAUAACUUCCACAACAAUAGUGAGUUUUGUGUUGAAAUAUGGAACUUAAUCAAGGUGAAGAGAAAAUAAAGUGAGGU